This is a messenger RNA of Plasmodium yoelii, 825 nucleotides long. RefSeq names its product cyclin. NCBI's taxonomy places the organism in Eukaryota, Apicomplexa, Aconoidasida, Haemosporida, Plasmodiidae. The record is from RefSeq and is a predicted model, not a curated record. The coding region runs from base 1 to 825 and encodes 274 amino acids. The transcript is spliced from 6 exons.
AUGAAUAAAAGAUAUAUUAAGAUUGCUUUGGCACUUUUAAGUGUAGCUGGAUAUAUGCAAAAUGUCGCAUUUGCAAGGGAUUCUCCUUCAAGUCCCAAUUCUCCAAAUAAACAAUUACCUAUCGACCCUGAAGAAGCUAAACAAGCAUCAGCUAUUAUGUCCGAAGCUUUAGCUAUUGCACAAAAACAUGCCGAACAUACAGAUGAUUACGAGGAAUAUUCUAAGGAAGAUGACGGAACAAUUCUAUAUUUUAAGAAAGUGAACAAUGUUGACAUUGGAAAGAUUGAGCUUACAAUCCCAAACCCCAAUAAUUAUGAUGCUGUAGUAAACAGGUUAUGGGAUCCCAAUUGGCCAAAGAACCUCGAUAAGUUAUUCAUUAAAGGACACUUUGCUCGAAUAUACGAUCCAAAUUUAGUAAUUGUACAACAACGUUACAAAAGUCCAAUUGGAUCAUUGGAAACAUAUUUUAAUGCACUAGCUAACAAAGUUGAAUUAUCAAAAGACAAAACUGCAAUAGUCUUGGUUUCAUCAGAUACGAAAGAUCAUGAUGCUGCAAUCAAUAAAAAAUAUGUAAAUCCUAUUGUAGAAAGCGCAAACUCAUUCAAGCCUGAUCUUAAUACUGAAGAAGAAAUUAGAGAUGGACUAUUAUACAAAAUGUUUAUUAACUUAGUAACAUUUUUCAUUGAAAAGCAAGCUGAUUGCGUUAAAAUUACCUAUGUCGGCUCUAUUGAUAUGAACUUUUCUCCCAGAGCCCCAUAUGACUUUGUUAAACAAAUGGUAGCCAUCAAAAUUUUAAGUGUUACCAAAUUAAAGAAUAUUUUUUAA